AUGACGGCAUGCUACUACAUAAAUGCCCCGGAAGUGCACCCCACUCAAACAGACAUCCGUGCUGCUCCUAAAGAUGCAGUAGCGAUUGGUUGUGAUGUCACAGGGAUUCCCGAACCUCUGGAUUUUUAUUGGCUGAAGGAUGACGUCAGAAUUUUAGAUGACGACGGAGAUGACACAGAAUCUAUUCCUAACGCAUUCGUGAUCUUUAAACUAGACGCACAGAAGGACUAUGGUAAUUACACGUGCGUGGCUACAAACUCGCUUGGAACAUCUACUGCUACAAUAGAAAUUAGUGGACGCCCUCUAGCACCCGUGAUCUUGAAUAAGGAGACGUUGGGUCGCUAUGGACGCUUUUACACCCUGAUUUGGUCACCAACUUCAGUCCCAGGAGAUAAUAGCACUCAACUCAUCAAUAUCCCUAUAUCACGGUACAUCAUCCAAUACCAAAGGCAAGACGUUAUAGAGAACAUCAGUAUAGUGUCCCUCAGAUGGCCAGAGGAUGCUUUAUCGGCGGCUACCGGCAACUACGGGUCAUUCGUCCUCUUUGACUUGAUUGAGAAUAGCUCCUACGUGGGUGUGCUGUGCCCUGAGAAUGACUAUGGUUUGGGAGACUGCACAUCGUUUACAUUCGCAACAUCAGUAGUUGUCUACAAACCUUCACCGGAAUCUGAAUUUGUUGGAAAUGCAUGUGCUGGUGAGGAUACAUGCGUAGGGGAGUGGAUUCCAUCGGCUGCCGAUCGGCAUCCAUCCGUUUCCAUGGUAACAAUAUCAGUAGGCUCCAUAGCAUGGUUAUUAAUGUCGGUAUCAUAGUCAUCAAGAACGAUUUAUUUCAUUAAGUGCUAUGUUUUACGACGGACUGCACGAUAUACAAAUUGUGAUUCAUUUGAAACAAUUUUUUUUCUGGGAGAGUCGACAUAGAUUUUCAAUUUUGCCCCUCUUUAUUUUUUCAUUAAGGAAAGAAAAGGAGACAAAAGUGCAAUUUCAGUUUUCUGUCACCCUAAAAGAUGCUGAGAGAAGGUUUUUUUUUAUAAGGGAUGACACAUCCUACACCCCUCUCACAAAGCCUUUUAUUUAUAAAUCUAUAAAUACGAAUUUUUCUGGAGUAUUAACUUAUUCACUAUACGUAUAUAGUGGUGGAUAUGAAUAUUAUUUUCAUCUUAUUACUAACUUCUAUCAUGCCCAUUAAUUAACUCAUUCCGUUAAUGACGUUUGUUACCCCCCCCCCCAGAAGUUCUCUUACUUAUGCGGUAACCUCUCCAUUAUCGUUUUACUCUGUAAAGCAUGUUGUUUCCCAUAUGAUUUGGUUUUGCCUCUAAAGUCAACUAAAGUCCUAUGCAGCUCCUUUCCACAUUGUAAUUGUUAAUUGAUAAUUGAUUAAUUGAUUCCUAUAUCGUCUUUUCAAGCAUACAUAUUAAUUUGCAUCAAUGUGACAUUUAACUUUAAUGUACACGCUUAAUACAUUAAUGCAUAAGAUAAACAUGAUAAAGGAGGCAUACCGCGUAAGCAUAUAGAGCUUGAUGUGCUUACAGUCCUCAGUUAUACUAAAAACAUAUAAAUGUGUAUUUAAAAAAUGUUGUUUGUUAUGGCAUAUACUGUAUUAGGUUGUCAUCUAUUUCUUCUAUUUGUUUAUAUUGUUCUUACUGUUGAUACAGAUUUGUAGUUGUUAUCUUUUAAAUGGAAUUUUGGAACAAAAAGUGUAA
This is a messenger RNA of Strongylocentrotus purpuratus (purple sea urchin), 1700 nucleotides long. RefSeq lists its product as uncharacterized. NCBI's taxonomy places the organism in Eukaryota, Metazoa, Echinodermata, Echinoidea, Camarodonta, Strongylocentrotidae. The transcript is spliced from 7 exons. Gene Ontology annotation, molecular function: protein binding. The record is from RefSeq and is a predicted model, not a curated record. Bases 1 to 810 code for a protein of 269 amino acids.